GCCCACACAGGGUGAGGAGGUGCCAGCUGUUUUCACUUCUGGAGCAAAGCUUUAAGGAACAUCACCAAGGACCCACAUCCCACCUUGCUCUUGUCGGGACAUCUAGUAGGCACUGAUGCCAGUCCCCACUUUCCACCUGGUGGAAGAACUAACCCCAACCAAAGGAACACACCAGGCACUAGUCCUCUGGGGUUUAUCAGUCCCAGGCAGAACUUCACCUCCAGCCUUCCAGGGCUCCCCCCCUACUCCCCAGCCCAGCGCCCAGCUUCAAAUCCUCAUCCCCAACCGCUCAGUAACUGCUGGGAAUCCCUGACCUGCAGCCGUUGAUACUCUGCAGUGAGUGCCUGUGCAAGGACAGGAGGGAUAGGAAGAUCAUGCCCUAAACCCUAGUCCAACUUCUGGUUUAGGGCCCCCAUUUGGGGCAGAAGUCUUUUCCCUUGGAAUCUUUGCUUCUCUGCUCUCCUCCCUGUCUCCACCUUCCCAACACAGCACCCCUCCCCUCCCAGCUCUGAAGAUCCCAGCCUCCCCAAUGGCACUCUCACCCUCUUCUCUGGAUCCUCGAAGGCCAGCUGCCCUGGUGUCCACUCAGGUCAGACUAGAGCCAAGAGUGUGCAUCUGGGCGGGAGGCUGGCCCUCUUGCUGUGGAGUCAGGGCUCUUCUCAUUUGCAUAGCAACCUCCGCCCCUUAUUUGCAAGUUCUCUUCCCAAUCACACCAAGCUGCCAAGCCCUGACAUCCACCCAGCAAGCUGCUCAGGCUGCUAUAAAAGGGGUCCAGAUCCCACACCACUUCCAAACACAGAGCAAAUCUGCAGAGCCUUGAACGUAACUGGUUACAACCAGUGAGAAAUAAUUCCUCUCUCCCACCUACCCAACCCUGCCCCAGCCAAUCCAGAGCACUUGAAGGCAACCGGCCGGCCGCUGCACUUCCUUAGGGAAAGUCAGGAGCUCAGGCUUGACCAUCUCAUUGAGUCCUGUCCAAGAACGCAGGGGACCGGAUAAAGAUAAGUGGGACCCAGGCUCGGCUGCCAGGUACCUGCUAUUCCCACUCCAGCAGACCCAGCUUGGCCGGGUUGCAGCAUGACUCUGUGGAAUGGUGAGCUGCCUUUCUACCCCCAGCCCCAGCAUGCCCCUGGCAUCAGCGUCCCACUGCUCAUCGUCAUUCUGGUGUUCUUGGCCUUGGCUGCCAGCUUCCUGCUCAUCUUGCCUGGGAUCCGUGGCCACUCGCGCUGGUUCUGGCUGGUGAGAGUUCUUCUCAGUCUCUUCAUAGGCGCAGAAAUUGUGGCCGUGCACUUCAGCGCACAGUGGUCAGUGGGUGGGGUGAACACCAACACAUCCUACAAGGCCUUCAGCGCAGCACGAGUCAGAGCCCAUGUUGGUCUGCACGUCGGCCUGGAGGGAAUUAAUAUUACACUCACAGGGACCCCAGUGCAGCAGCUGAACGAGACCAUAGACUACAACGAGCGCUUCAACUGGCGUCUGGGCGAGAACUAUGCCGAGGAGUACUCGGAGGCGCUUGAGAAGGGGCUGCCAGAUCCAGUUCUCUACUUGGCCGAGAAGUUCACCCCGAGCAGCCCCUGCGGGCUCUACCGCCAGUACCGCCUGGCGGGGCACUAUGCCUCGGCCACGCUGUGGGUGGCUUUCUGCUUCUGGCUCCUCUCCAACGGGCUGCUCUCCAUGCCGGUUCCGCUCUACGGGGGCCUGGCGCUCCUGACCACCGGUGCCUUCACGCUCUUCUCUAUCUUCGCCUUCGCCUCCAUCUCCGGCGUGCAGCUCUGCCCGCUCCGUCUCGGCUCCGCCACUCUCACCACUCACUAUGGCGCCGCCUUUUGGGUCACCCUGGCCACCGGCAUCCUGUGCCUCCUGCUGGGAGUGGCGGUGGUGAGUCUCCACUACUCUUGGCCCAGCGCGCUUCGCACCUUCUUGGACCGAAGCGGCAAGGACUAUGGUAGCCAGACGAAAGGGAGCUCGCCUCUCAUCCUGAACAACCCACUGCAUAAGCAGUUUGGAGCCCUGGACUUAACGACCAAUACUAACCUCUGAGGGGGACUCAACCUCAGACUGCUACCCCCCCUCGGUCCCCUGCAAGCCAGGUAGCAAUGCCGGCUGGGGCUGGGCCGGGAUAGCCCUAAGAAAGUCACUGGCAGGAAGGGGUGGGGGUGGGGGAGCCACUGGGGAAAAGCAGGCGGCCUCAGACGGGCUGCAACUCCUGCACCAGGGAAAAGUCUCCCAGAGUGACCUGUAAAUAAAUAUUUUUCCUUUUU
Molecule: messenger RNA, 2261 nt
Organism: Leopardus geoffroyi (Geoffroy's cat)
Lineage: Eukaryota; Metazoa; Chordata; Mammalia; Carnivora; Felidae
Gene: DUOXA2
Product: dual oxidase maturation factor 2
Exons: 6
Coding region: 1078-2040 (320 amino acids)
Biological process (GO): protein transport
Cellular component (GO): endoplasmic reticulum membrane
Source: RefSeq, a predicted model, not a curated record